Molecule: messenger RNA, 1269 nt
Organism: Alternaria incomplexa
Lineage: Eukaryota; Fungi; Ascomycota; Dothideomycetes; Pleosporales; Pleosporaceae
Exons: 2
Coding region: 1-1269 (422 amino acids)
Molecular function (GO): metal ion binding
Source: RefSeq, a predicted model, not a curated record
AUGUACACUAUGCCCGUGAGCGACACUCGUACUCAUCGAUCGUCUCAUCAACUUCCAGCUAUCGUCAACUCGCCAGAGCCACCUCGCCCAACACCCAAUGCCACUCAUGGACGCCCGUCCUCGCUCACCGACACUUUCGCCUCCAUCUACCAGAAAGAUGCGCAGCGCCUCGGAUACCGCGUGCCACACCCAUCCGGCAUCGAGCCCGAUCCAUCCAAGAAAGAGUACUGCACACACUGGAUUAAGACAGGGGAGUGUGACUGGACAGCAAUCGGGUGCAAGUUCAAGCACGAGAUGCCUGGUAUCGAGAAACUUCGUGAACUGGGUUUCGUUAGAGGCAUACCGAAAUGGUGGAAGGAGAAGUCGGCUAUCGGUCCCAGGCCGCCUACUUGGAUGCAGCGAAGGCUGGCGGCGAAUGAGGAUGCUGACCAGGAUGGUGCGAUACCGGAAGCGAGAGUCUUUCCUGACCCUUCGACAUUUCGAACGAGGAAGAGUGAAGAGCGUGAUCUACUUGAUGACGACGUGCAGAAGCCGCGUGGUAUUCUCAAGAGGAGCCCGUCUCCAAGACCGGCUGCAUUGGGACAAUUGACUCCUCCACCAGCGCCAGCCCCGCAGCCGAUCCGUCGUGCUAGCCAAGUAUCAGAUCUGCUCAUCGAUCUUGAUGAUAUUCCUGCCCCUCCACCCAGCCCUGAGUCAUCUUGCACUUCAGUAGUCAGUCCAGGAUCCAGUGAGGUGCAGAUCUCCUCCAGUCGCUCCUCCUCCUCGCCACCAUCGUCUCCUAGCAUCGAGUGUAAGACCUCGUCACCGAUCGAAAGCAGAAUCCCGCCAAAGGCUUCCGUCCUUAAGAAGACACCCACCCAGGAUUGCACCAACCGGCGCCACUCGCAGCUCACAUGGGCCUCUGACACCGAAGACGAUACCCCCGCCCCCACCAAGCCAUACCCCAGACCCCAUCGACCAGCCCAACAACGACGUAGGCCCGCUCCUCGCGGCGACAGCAGAUGCGCCGCCACAAGUUCCACGACUCCGACCAAGCAUUCCGGUCUUGCAGCUUCUAAGCAUGCCACCAAUGAUCAUGCUGUAAACAACAGUGCAAGCCAUGGCAAGAACGCGAACCGUAAGAUUCAUGGUAAACAUGUAGAAGACGUCGGCGUACCAGAGCUACAUGCCAAGAUUGAGCAGCUGCGGAGGGAGGCGCAUCAGAAGGACAGGGUGAGGAAGGGUGCUGUGAUGGUGGCACCUGCAGCUGGUAGACGAACCGCUGUGUGA